Molecule: messenger RNA, 1816 nt
Organism: Papaver somniferum (opium poppy)
Lineage: Eukaryota; Viridiplantae; Streptophyta; Magnoliopsida; Ranunculales; Papaveraceae
Exons: 3
Coding region: 403-1533 (376 amino acids)
Source: RefSeq, a predicted model, not a curated record
ACAUUUCUUGUUAGUGAACCAUCUAUACAAAUGCUAUUAUGUUUUUUAAUAUUUUGAAUUAAAUUUGGUAGAUGGGUUUUUUCUUGUUAUUAGUAGUUUCAGGUUCGGUAACUAGUUCUUGGUUUCGCAAACGUUUUAUGCUUUUCUAUUGAAAUCACUCAUUCUGUUAGUUUGUUAGAAAUUGGGGUUCUUUUCUUUUUUGCUUUUCUUCAGUCUUAUACUAAUUCAGAACCCUCAUUUGAAGCUGACAGAAAAACAUGAAACUCAUAGUCAGAUAGUUGGAUUAGUAGUGUCUUCAAAAUUUGGGUCCAAAGGUGAAAACUUUCAUUAUUAAUGAGUUCAAUUCUGUAUGUAUAACUCUUUUUUUUAUUUGAAUUGCAGUAGCAUAAUCAGAUUUGAGAUAUGAAGUUCAAACAAGGAAAUAAAGUUGAGGUAUUGAGAAAACAAAAGAAAGAGUUUGAGUCUUGUUGGUAUCCAGGUAAAAUAAUUUAUAUAGUUGGAUCUCAAUACACUGUUAGUUAUAAUUUGGUUCGAAACUCGAAAGGAGAACCACUUGUAGAAAAUGUUUGUCGAGGAGAUGUUAGACCAAUACCACCACCAACAAAAAGAGACGGAGAAUGGGUAAUCGGUGAUGUUGUUGAGGUUUUCGAUCUUAGUUGCUGGAAAGCGGGGAAGAUUGCAAAAGUCAUGAACGGAAAUCGUGUUGUUAUUAGACUCGUUGGGUCAAUCCAACUAAAGGAAUUUCAUGAGUCUAAUUUACGGGUUCGACAAACUUGGCAAAAUGGGGAAUGGGUUGCUGCUGUGAAGGGAGGUCGAGAAAGACGCGACGAUAAUAAUGAUACUCUACGCAAGUGUUCAAGUCUUACCCAAGGCCUUGGUAGAGGGUCCCAACAACAUCUUAUUCUCAAAGAACCUUCUGUAAGAGAUGGAGAGGAGCAGGAAAAGUUCAAGAAUCUCCAACUUAUGAAGAAGUCGAAGAGAAAUAUUGACCUCCAUUUUGAGUCAGCAUUUCAUGAUGAAAUAACUGAGAUAGGUGGUAGAAAGAGAAAAGCACUCAUGAAAGUGGGACAUAGUGGUCGACUUCCUAAGAAAGCUAAAAUGGGUAAGAACUGCAACUAUUCUUUGCAUCCCUUUUCAAUGCCCGUUAUGGUUGUUACUGAAGAUAGCAAUGAAUGCUCUGUUGCUAGUUGUAGUAGUAAUUAUUUGCCAGAUUAUAAGCCCCGAAGUUGGGAAAUAUCAUCGAAGAAUGGGGAUGGUAGUUGUUUUGACGAUGCUGGAUCAGUUUGUCCAUCUAUGUCUGAGAAGGACUAUUUACAAUCUUAUGCCGAUGAUGAAUUACCAGACGAUGAAGACAAUGGCGUUCAUAAAUUAGAGUUACAUGCUUAUAAAUCAACUGUUCAAGCACUAUAUGUGUCUGGACCAUUAAGUUGGGAACAAGAAUCACUCUUAACAAAUCUGCGUCUCUCUCUAAACAUUUCGAAUGAGGAGCACCUUCGUCAGCUGAGACAACUUUUAUCUGCGCAGGUUCUUUGAUUUCGAUAUUCCCCUAACAGGAGGAAACCCUUGAACGGGAACGAGAGCAGAGUUACAUUCUCAAUUACAUUCGAGAAGAAAUUUAGGCAGACAAUUUUGGGUUGUCUUUCAAAUGUAAAUAUACAUGUAGAUGAGGUGUUUCAGUAAAGCCAAAUAAGGUAAUGUAGUUCUUCAGAUGAUUAUUGCCAUAUCUUUUUUUUUUUCAAUAGUAUCAUCAGUGCACAUUGCAACUCUACUAUGUAAUUGUUAUCCCAAUACGAAUUACAAGCUUGCAUGAUUUUCA